Messenger RNA from Schizophyllum commune H4-8, 1321 nucleotides. RefSeq lists its product as uncharacterized. The transcript has 3 exons. The coding region runs from base 65 to 1126 and encodes 353 amino acids. The record is from RefSeq and is a predicted model, not a curated record. NCBI's taxonomy places the organism in Eukaryota, Fungi, Basidiomycota, Agaricomycetes, Agaricales, Schizophyllaceae.
GUCGACGAUAACUCACGCGAAAAGGCACAGAGGCGCCUCCGUGUCCUCCGCGUCCUCAGAGCCGAUGGACGCAGAUCCGAAUCCCACCAAGUCUGCGCGUGUCACCGUUCGUGGCGCUGGAAGCCCUAUCGUGUGCUCGCUACCGCCGACGUGCGCGGCGAGGCCCACUCCGCUGGCCUCUUCGGUGGAGAUGGAGGCGCACUAUGCGAAGUACCAUGCACACGUCUGUGAGGUUGAUGGUUGUGGGCUGGUCUUCCCUGACGAACGACUGCUUGAUCUGCACUUUACCGAAUGUCACGACUCUCUGGCAGCUACGCGGCAGGCCCGCGGGGACAAGAUCUUCGAAUGCUUUGUCCCCACCUGCCCCCACCGCUUCGCGCACCCCAAGGCCCGGCGCCUGCACCUCAUCGACAUCCACAAAUACCCCAAACAGUACUUCUUCGCCGUCACGAACAAGGGCAUCGGCGACAUGCUCCGCAAGUGGGGCGACGGCGCGAGCAUGGUGCGCGGGGACUGGAAGCCCCGCGAGGGCGAGAGGGAGCGAGAGCCCGUGAGCGAUGAUAAUGACGAGAUCCAGGAGGACUUUGCGCCGUCGCGCAACGCGAGCGAGGUAGAGGAUGCGGAUGCGACGGUGCGUCCGCGCAAUCGCAAUAACAGGCGGGGCGGCAGGCGGAAGCAGCGCGGCCCGGCGGGGGACGACGAUGUCGAUAACCUGGCCGACUCGAUGAGCUCGCUGCACCUGGUCCCUCCUGCUGUACGCUUCGGUCGCGGGGGUCGUACAUCGGGCUUCGUGCACCCUCGGGCUCCUGACCACGACGCGGCACACGGUGGCGCGCACACCGGUCAUGCGCAGAAUGGGCAUGGGGUCGCGCAGAACGGACGCGGGAACACACAGAACGGUCACGGCGGCUCGCAGUCUAGCCACAACAGUGCCCGUACUCCGCGGCCCUAUGAGGGCUCUCAAUCUGAGAUGUCGACGGACGACACGAUGGAGACGCCGCGCGCUGUUCCGCGAGGGCUGCCGCCUCAUCAGGAAGGGCGCGGCCGAGGCGGUGGAAGGGGCGGUCCGAUCCGUGGGCGCGGUGCGCUAGGUCGCGGGUCGAGGGGAAGAGGCAGGGCCCUCUGAACUUGCUGUACGUGCCACGAUGAUGCGUAUGUCCCAUCGUUGUAUCAUACCACCAUCUUUCCCCGACAUCUGGUCUUGCUCUGGACAUAUGGUUACUGACGCUACUACUGAUCCUUGCCUCUUGCUGGAAAUCCACACGUCCUGUCCAAUUAUCAUUAUCGUGAGCCUGACAAAACAGAGUCACAGUGCAGCGUC